AUGGAUGAUGAUUUAUACAUGGAGUAUGCAAAGAUGAGACUUGGCAGACAAGCCAAGAUCUUUUGGGAAAAUGAGAGCUACGCAGCAUAUCGACGAGGGCAGCCCAUCACAUCAUGGGUUGAUAUGGCAUCACGCUUGAGGAACAAGUAUGUUCUUUGA
Molecule: messenger RNA, 159 nt
Organism: Spirodela intermedia
Lineage: Eukaryota; Viridiplantae; Streptophyta; Magnoliopsida; Alismatales; Araceae
Source: the annotation of a GenBank genome assembly